Sapajus apella (tufted capuchin) is the source of this 939-nucleotide messenger RNA. Its product is annotated as olfactory receptor 5I1-like. Bases 1 to 939 code for a protein of 312 amino acids. The record is from RefSeq and is a predicted model, not a curated record. Gene Ontology annotation, biological process: G protein-coupled receptor signaling pathway; sensory perception of smell. Gene Ontology annotation, molecular function: odorant binding; olfactory receptor activity; G protein-coupled receptor activity. NCBI's taxonomy places the organism in Eukaryota, Metazoa, Chordata, Mammalia, Primates, Cebidae. Gene Ontology annotation, cellular component: membrane. The transcript has a single exon.
AUGGAGCCAGAGAACGGCACUGUGAAGACUGAGUUCUUUCUCCUGGGAUUCAGUGACCAUCUGGAACUUCAGAGUCUCCUUUUUGCAGUGUUUUUCUUCAUCUACUCAGUUACUCUGAUGGGGAAACUUGGAAUGAUUUUAUUAAUCACAAUUAGUUCCCACUUGCACACUCCUAUGUACUUUUUCCUCUGCAUGCUGUCCUUCAUAGAUGCAUGUUACUCUUCUGUCAUUGCCCCCAAAUUACUUGUGAACUUGGUUUCUGACAAGAAGACCAUUUCUUACAAUGGCUGUGUCACACAGUUAUAUUUUUUCUGCUCUUUGGUUGACACGGAAUCUUUCCUCUUGGCUGUCAUGGCUUAUGACCGGUACAUAGCAAUCUGCAACCCACUGCUGUAUAUGGUGAUUAUGUCCAAGAAGGUUUGUUGCCAGCUUGCAAUUGGAGCAUUUUUGGGGGGCACUAUAAGCUCAGUUAUUCACACCGUGAACACUUUCCAUCUGUCAUUCUGCUCCAAAGACAUUAACCAUUUCUUUUGUGAUAUCUCCCCACUCUUCUCUCUGUCCUGCACUGACACUUACAUACAUGACAUCAUUCUGGUUGUCUCUGCCAGUUUUGUGGAAGCGGUCUGUCUUUUAACAGUUCUCCUUCUCCUCUCUUAUGUCUUCAUUAUGGCAGCUAUUCUUAGAACAGGUUCUGUGGAGGGAAGAAGAAAAGGGUUCUCCACUUGUGCUUCCCACCUGACUGUGGUCGUUAUUUAUCAUGGUACCUUGAUAUUCAUUUAUUUGCGUCCCAGCACCAGCCAUUCACUGGAUAUUGACAAAGUGACCUCUGUGUUCUAUACUUUGAUCAUACCUAUGUUAAACCCUCUAAUUUACAGUCUAAGGAAUAAAGACGUCAAAAAUGCUUUUAGAAAACUGAUUGGAAGAAAAUUGCUUUCUUAA